Messenger RNA from Syngnathoides biaculeatus (alligator pipefish), 1762 nucleotides. It is a transcript of the gene rsu1, whose product is annotated as Ras suppressor protein 1. The transcript has 10 exons. NCBI's taxonomy places the organism in Eukaryota, Metazoa, Chordata, Actinopteri, Syngnathiformes, Syngnathidae. Bases 402 to 1250 code for a protein of 282 amino acids. The record is from RefSeq and is a predicted model, not a curated record. Gene Ontology annotation, molecular function: protein binding.
UUCAUUGUGGCAGUCUUACCCUCACCACUGUUAUUGGUAUUGUUCACCUGCUUUUGUUCCGCUUCCGGGUUAGUUAAUGAAGAAUUUUGAAGCAAAGCAGCGUGCGAGUGCAAUCGUUGUUGUCUUAACCGAAAAUAAACGUAGUUCCCGAGUUCCCGGAGAAAACCCACGCAGGCACGGGGAGAACAUGCAUGCUCAACAGAGGCGAGUCAGGGUUGAACCCGGAACGUCACUCCUCAGAACUGCAAGAUCGACGCUUUUCAUCUGCCCCACCGUGCCCCCAGUAAAUUAAUUUAAAGCAAAAAUUAACACUUUUUAGUGCAAGCAGGUCAUGUCACCCGUCACACAACUCUCACCAGUGCUCACGUGUAGCCCUCAGACUCAAAAAAGUUGCACCAGAAAUGUCAAAGUCACUGAAGAAAAUAGUGGAUGAGAGCCGGGAGAAGAACCUUCCAGAUGUUGAAAUGUGUGACAGAGGCAUUUCAAACAUGCUGGAUAUACCCGGAUUAUUCACUUUGUCCCACAUCACGCAGUUGGUCCUGAGUCACAACAAGCUCACAGUGGUGCCUGCUAACAUCUCUGAGCUAAAAAAUCUGGAGGUUCUUAAUAUGUUCAACAACCAAAUUGAAGAGCUACCAACGCAAAUGAGCAGUCUUCAGAAGUUGAAACACCUUAAUCUUGGAAUGAACCGCCUUUACAAUUUGCCCAGAGGCUUUGGUUCUUUGCCAGCUCUUGAAGUUUUGGACCUCACCUACAAUAACCUGACCCAAAAUUCCUUGCCUGGAAAUUUCUUCUAUCUCACAACUCUUCGUGCUCUGUAUCUGAGUGAUAAUGACUUUGAAAUCCUGCCAUCUGACAUUGGAAAGAUGACGAAGCUGCAAAUAUUAAGCCUCCGGGACAACGAUCUGAUCUCACUGCCGAAGGAUAUUGGGGAGUUGGGACAACUCAAGGAACUUCACAUCCAGGGGAAUAGACUAACUGUACUGCCUCCAGAACUUGACUGGGAAUAUAGGUGCAUUACAUGUAUAAUUACUGGUGGUGUGUUGGAUGAGUCCAACAUCAGCGGGUCCAGUGCUCCACGGCCCGGAUGGGAGAUGACAAAUGGCAUCUUCCUCAGCAGGGUCUCUAUGGCAGACACAUGCAGGCCAACCCAGAACCGCCAAAGAAGAGCAACGACAAGAGUAAGAAGAUCAGCCGCAAACCACUGGCAACCAAAAACAAAUAAAAACCAUAGCUGGGACACUUUGUAAUAUAUUAGCAAGCCAAACUCUCUGCAUGUCCCUUUCAGUAGCUUUAUUUUAAAACAAUGUACAGCACAAGGAAAUGUGCACAGUAUUUUAAGAUAUAUUGUUUCAUUUUUUGAUACGACUAUGUUGGAGUCUGUGGAGUCAAAGGCAAAGUGAAAUAAUGAAAAAAAAUCUCAAGCAUAUAUCACAAGCAUCAAUAUUUUUUCCAUUAUUUUGCCUAAGAAAAAAGCCCUAAAAAGCCCCAUUGUUAAGGCUCGUCUUUUACCAAAGGAUAUUUUUCCAUGCGUUUUCCUUUCUUACAAAAAUGUUUUAUUUUGCCUCUCUUCAGCUUUAAAAAUAUGAACUCACCAAUCAAGAUUACAAAAAAUGCUUUUCAUGGUAUUUUGUAAUUGAAGACUUGUUCAACAUUUUUUGUAAUUUCAGUCAGCUUGCCAGUAUAUUCUUUUACAUUGUAUUUAAUGUGAUGAAAUAUAAUUCAGCCUUUCAAAAUAAAUGUGUCCUGUAAUUGUAAAUGA